CUUCAGACUGGCUGAUUGAGAAAGGUUGUCAUAUAGUUUCGAGAAGGGUCACAAUACUAGCACUUUCUCUCUCACCCACACAAACUCCUUCAUGACUCCUAUUUUAAAAAGCCAAAUGCUGCAAUCAGGCAAAACCUUUUUAAGCUGAUUGGUUUCGGGUAUGUCAGUCUAAUGUACUACGAAUGUUUACGACCAGGCUGAAAUAAACCUGACUGGAAUUCCAAUUACCUUGCACAUGCACCUUAAGUAGCACUUGGAUUUAUUUUCAGGGUAUGAACAGUACCUAAAGAGUUGAGAAGUGUUUGCAUUUUAAUUAUUUUAUGCAAGUGAGUUGAUUUUUCAGAUCAAAAGGUAAAGGAGACCACUGGACUUGCUGAUUUUCUGUUCUUUUUUUAUUUUCUUUUUUCUUAAAUUAGCAACUUUUUGUCCAUUAUUAUUCCAUUAGGAGCCUUAUUAUUGUCCUUUUCUUUAGUGCCAUCGUAACAGGCUUAUAUAUAGUGACUGCAUCACUCAAAUGGAUCAAUACACACCCUGCACGUCCCUCAGGAGCUGAACUGCUGCCUCAAAGGCGAGACAGUUGUGUCAUAAUGAUGUAACUGCACCAUAGGAGUCACGAUCAUGUGAGCGUGUUGACAUCAGAGUUAGAAACAAAUGAGAAUCUGCGCACAACCUCAGCAUAUGACUUCAAUAACCCUCUUUCGCAAUGUGAGAAUAAUAGAGCAAUCGCUUACUGACGCUGGAUGUGUAGGGACUGGCGUCACUUUGCUCUAUUAAGCUUGACUGUCCUCCUGAUACACAGGGACUUGGUCUGUGUUGAGGUUUGUAGCUUGUUUCCAGACAUGAGUGCACAGGCACUUGUUCUCUCCGUCUCUCUGUAUCUGUGCCAGUCUUUCAUUCACCCUCAGUGAGUGCACAUCUGCACACGCUCAUCUCCCACUUCAAGCUCCAGCUUUAUUCUCACCCCUGGAUUAUUCGUCUAUUACAGAUGACAUGCCACAGGAAGCUGUUAGGAAACUAGAACUGCAACUGGUUUAAAAGAGAAGUCAAAGAAGAAAUCAGCUCCUAUGAUCCACUGAGCCGACACGACAUUAGCCUUUCAACGGUCUCACCACUUAAUCAUGGAGGACUCGACAGAGGUGCGGACGGACGGAAACUCUUUGCUUAAAGCAGUGUAUCUGUGCCGCCUGAGGUUGACGCGUCUGCUUCUGGAAGGAGGGGCUUACAUUAAUGAGAGUAAUGAGAGAGGAGAAACUCCACUGAUGGUGGCCUGCAAAAGCCACCAUGCCGAUGCUCAGAGUGUGCCAAAACCCAAGAUCAUCAGGUAUCUUCUUGAAAAUGGUGCGGACCCCAACAUUCAGGAUAAGUCUGGUAAGACCGCCCUAAUGCAUGCCUGCAUAGAGCGGGCAGGCGAUGAGGUGCUGUGGCUUCUGCUCUCCAGUGGAGCUGACCCUAGUUUGGAGGACCACACUGGUUCCUCCGCUCUGGUCUAUGCAGUUAAUGCUGGAGACAAGAAUGCACUGAGAGUACUACUGGACGCCUGCAAGGCCAAGGGCAAAGAAGUUAUCAUCAUUACAACAGACAAACUACCAUCCGGAAGACAAAUGACCAAGCAGUAUCUGAACGUACCACCUCCUCCAAAUCUUGAGGACCGGUUGCACUGUGCCCCUGCGUCAUGUAUGUGCCCGUCUGAAAUUAAACUCUGUACCCCUCUUAUCUCACCACCCUCCAAUAACCAAUCAGAGACCCUGGGAUCCACACCAACACUGUCCACAUCCAAGCCAGGAUCACCGACUCAAGAUUCAAGCCCUCUGCAAGCAGCUAGUGUGGCGAAGCUGUUGCAUCUACAGAGGCUUCACUCUGAGCCCUGGCUGAAGAUCCCUCCAUCUCUGCUCCUGCAGCAAAGUAAGUCCUCAUCCUUGACUGAGGAGCUUCUAGAUAUCACUCCCGAAGAGGAGCUCUCUUUUGGGUACAAUGGUUGCAGACCUCCACUGAGAGCGACAGUAGCUCGGCACCAAAGCAUCGACAUCAAGGACUCUACUGGUCUGCUUAGAGCCUUUGAGACAACAUCUGAUGCUGAAAGAGAACUAACAAAAGAACAGAAAUGGCUCAGUAGAAAAAUGUCUUAUGAUGGUGAAUUGCUACCACACUCUUCCUCACAUCAGAACCUCAAACAGGCAUCCAUCUCAGAUGCUGCCCCUGUGGACCGGAACCCAGACUGUCUUCCCAACCUGGCCGUUUCAAGCCUACGCAACGUGUUUCGCCGGCGUAACAUUGGAAUGGAACACUACAGUUCUGACUCUCAGUUGCCUCAAUUUGGGAGCCAACCCUCUGAGGACCUCGGGAAGACUGGAGGGGGAGGAACCGGGGGGACGGAGAAACGCAAGCUUGUUACCAGCCGCUCCUCCACUCUCUCUGGAUCCAGAGAGUCUCUGGAGAGUCUCGUUCAGAGGAGGAGCCCAGCCAUGCUGGAGCGGAGGGGAUCCGGAGCCCUGCUCCUAGAUCAUAUCUCGCAGACCCGGCCUGGUUAUCUGCCACCUCUCAAUCCGCAUGCACCCAUUCCAGAUAUUAAAGUCAAUACCAAUGUUGGCCUGAACAGUGGAAGCAAGCCUGUGGCAGGAACUACACCCAUUGUUUCUGGAUCGAGGCAUUUUGUGCCUUGUGCCCCGAGCCAUCCCAGAGAUCACAAGAAUAAGAAGAGUCUGCUAAGACGACACUCCAUGCAAACCGAGCAGAUCAAGCAGCUGGUCAAUUUUGAGGAGAUCUUUGGUCAGUAAACAUUUAACGUAAUAUGUCAAAUCUACACUAAGGCCCUGUCCACACUGAGAUGCGUUUAGCCGAAUACGCAUAAUUUUUUUAUCGUAUAGGUGUUUCGUCCAGAUGGAUCCGGCAUAUUGGGAGAGUUAAACCGAUAUUUUUUGAAACCGGGUCCCAGAGUGGAUAAAUCUGAAAACGCCACCCUUGCGUUUUCAUGUGUACAGCCAAUCCGUAUAUUUUUUGAAACGAUGACGUCAUCAGCCCACGUCUCGCCCCUAGUCAGACACUGUUACGUCACGUAACAGCAACAAAAACAUGAACAAACACUGAACGUGAACUAAAUGUAUUGUUCCAUGUUCAUUUGUAU
Cyprinus carpio (common carp) is the source of this 3121-nucleotide messenger RNA. It is a transcript of the gene ankrd34bb, whose product is annotated as ankyrin repeat domain 34Bb. The record is from RefSeq and is a predicted model, not a curated record. NCBI's taxonomy places the organism in Eukaryota, Metazoa, Chordata, Actinopteri, Cypriniformes, Cyprinidae. Gene Ontology annotation, molecular function: protein binding.